Ceratotherium simum simum (southern white rhinoceros) is the source of this 4174-nucleotide messenger RNA. It is a transcript of the gene SKIC2, whose product is annotated as SKI2 subunit of superkiller complex. Gene Ontology annotation, cellular component: Ski complex. Lineage: Eukaryota; Metazoa; Chordata; Mammalia; Perissodactyla; Rhinocerotidae. Gene Ontology annotation, molecular function: RNA binding; ATP binding; RNA helicase activity. Gene Ontology annotation, biological process: nuclear-transcribed mRNA catabolic process, 3'-5' exonucleolytic nonsense-mediated decay. The record is from RefSeq and is a predicted model, not a curated record.
CAUUCUCAGAGCAAGGAAAAAGGUAAGAAGAGAGAAGGAGGUCGGAGGAAAGGGGCGAAGGGUAAGAAGGAAAAGGCCUUACCUGAGGGGGCGGCAACCGGGGCCCCACAGUCUCGGGCGGCGCCCGCGCGGGCAGCGGAUCGCGGGCUCAGAGCGAUGACGUAGCGAGGGGCGGAGAACGCGGUAACCAAGGCGGCCCAGACGUAGACACUUCCGUCCUGCCUUCUACGAGCUUAGGUCAGCCCCUCAGUAGCACUUAUCCACGCCCCCGGCGGGGUGUGUGCCGGAAGUCGCUUCCACUUCCGCCCGUUCCGGGGCGGGGCUUACCUCACUGCUCCUCGCUGCACUUCCGGGCUGGCCGGCAGCUGCCGUGGCUCCAGGAUGAUGGAGACGGAGCGACUCGUGCUGCCUCCCCCAGAUCCCCUGGACCUGCCCCUUCGGGCCGUGGAGGUGGGAUGCACUGGGCGCUGGGAGCUGCUGAAUGCGCCUGGGGCUCCAGAGAGCACCCUUCCCCAUGGUCUCCCUCCCUGUGCCCCAGAUCUGCAGCAAGAGGCAAAGCAGUUGUUUCUAUCAUCGCCAGCCUGGCUGCCUCUGCAUGGUGUGGAGCACUCAGCCCGAAAAUGGCAGAGGAAGAUGAAUCCCUGGUCUCUCCUGUCUGCCUUGGGGGCCCCAGUCCCCUCCGACCUACAGGCUCAAAGACACCCAACCACAGGCCAGAUACUGGGCUACAAGGAGGUCUUGCUGGAGAAUACAAACUUGUCGGCCACGACCUCCUUGUCUCUUCGCCGGCCCCCAGGGCCUAUCUCCCAGUCCCUGUGGGGGAAUCCAACUCAGUACCCUUUCUGGCCAGGUGGAAUGGAUGAGCCCACCAUAACAGAUCUGAGCACUCGGGAGGAGGCUGAGGAGGAGGUAGACUUUGAGAAAGAUCUUCUUACUGUUCCACCCGGCUUCAAGAAAGGUGUGGACUUUGCACCAAAGGAUCGCCCAGCUCCAGCUCCCGGGUUGCUCAGCCUCAGCCGUCUGCUGGAGCCGCUGGAUUUGGGUGGGGGCGAUGAGGAUGAGACUGAGGCAGUGGGACAGCCAGGAAGUCGCAGAGGGGACACUGUUUCAGCAUCUCCCGGCAGUGCUCCCCUUGUCCGAGCAAGCAGCUUGGAGGACCUAGUGUUGAAGGAAGCGUCCACAGCUGUAUCCCCCCCAGAGCCCCCCAAGCCCCCACCUCAGGAGCAGUGGGCCAUUCCUGUGGAUGUCACCUCCCCUGUUGGUGAUUUCUACCGCCUCAUUCCCCAGCCAGCCUUCCAGUGGCCCUUUGAGCCAGAUGUGUUUCAGAAACAGGCUAUCCUGCACUUGGAACGGCAUGACUCAGUCUUUGUCGCGGCUCACACAUCUGCUGGGAAGACAGUUGUGGCUGAAUAUGCCAUUGCCCUUGCCCAGAAACACAUGACGCGGACCAUCUACACUUCACCCAUCAAGGCUCUGAGCAACCAGAAGUUCCGAGACUUCCGAAACACAUUUGGGGAUGUGGGACUGCUCACUGGGGACGUGCAGCUGCACCCAGAGGCCUCCUGCCUCAUCAUGACGACAGAGAUCCUUCGCUCCAUGCUGUACAGCGGCUCGGAUGUCAUCCGGGACCUGGAGUGGGUCAUCUUUGAUGAGGUUCACUAUAUCAAUGAUGCUGAGCGUGGGGUCGUGUGGGAGGAGGUGCUCAUCAUGCUCCCUGACCAUGUCUCUAUCAUCCUUCUGAGUGCUACCGUCCCCAAUGCCCUUGAAUUCGCUGACUGGAUUGGGCGACUGAAGCGUCGCCACAUCUAUGUGAUCAGCACUGUCGCUCGCCCUGUCCCCCUGGAGCAUUAUCUCUUCACGGGGAACAGCCCCAAGACCCAGGGGGAGCUCUUCCUGUUGCUGGACUCCCGAGGCGCCUUCCACACGAAGGGGUACUAUGCAGCUGUGGAGGCCAAGAAGGAGCGGAUGAGCAAGCACGCCCAGACGUUUGGGGCCAAGCAGCCCACGCAUCAGGGGGGACCUGCACAGGACCGCGGCGUGUACCUGUCUCUCCUGGCCUCCCUCCGCACCCGUGCACAGCUGCCCGUGGUGGUGUUCACCUUCUCCCGGGGCCGCUGUGAUGAGCAGGCCUCGGGCCUCACCUCCCUUGACCUCACCACAAGUUCAGAGAAGAGUGAGAUUCACCUCUUCCUGCAGCGCUGCCUCGCUCGCCUCCGUGGCUCUGACCGCCAGCUACCCCAGGUUCUGCACAUGUCAGAGCUCCUGCACCGCGGCCUGGGCGUCCACCACAGCGGCAUCCUGCCCAUCCUCAAGGAGAUUGUGGAGAUGCUCUUCAGCCGCGGCCUGGUCAAGGUCUUGUUUGCCACAGAGACCUUUGCCAUGGGUGUAAAUAUGCCGGCCCGAACAGUGGUGUUUGACUCCAUGCGCAAGCACGACGGCUCCACCUUCCGGGACCUGCUCCCUGGGGAGUAUGUACAGAUGGCAGGCCGGGCAGGGCGGAGGGGCCUGGACCCCACAGGCACCGUCAUCCUGCUCUGCAAGGGCCGUGUGCCCGAGAUGGCGGACCUGCACCGCAUGAUGAUGGGGAAGCCAUCCCAGCUGCAGUCCCAGUUCCGCCUCACGUACACCAUGAUCCUCAACCUGCUGCGGGUGGAUGCCCUUAGGGUGGAGGACAUGAUGAAGAGGAGCUUCUCUGAGUUUCCAUCCCGAAAGGACAGCAAGGCCCAUGAACAGGCUCUUGCUGAACUGACGAAGAGGCUGGGGGCCUUGGAGGAACCUGACACUACUGGCCAACUGGUUGACCUGCCUGAGUAUUACAGCUGGGGGGAAGAACUAACAGAGACCCGGGGCCUGAUCCAGCAACGCAUCAUAGAUUCUGUGAAUGGGCUGAAAUCUCUCUCGGCGGGAAGGGUAGUGGUUGUGAAGAAUCAGGAGCAUCACAACGCAUUAGGUGUGAUCCUGCAGGUUUCCUCAAACUCUCCCAGCAGAGUAUUCACAACCCUAGUCUUGUGUGAUAAGCCCAUGUCUGAGGACCCACAGGAGAAGGGGCCGGCCUCCCCUGAUGUGCCCUACCCGGAUGACCUCGUGGGAUUCAAGCUAUUCCUGCCUGAAGGGCCCUGUGACCACACUGUGGCCAAGCUCCAGCCAGGAGAUGUGGCUGCUAUCACCACCAAGGUGCUCCGGGUGAAUGGGGAGAAGAUCUUGGAGGACUUCAGCAAGAGGCAGCAACCGAAAUUCAAGAAGGAGCCCCCCCUGGCAGCUGUGACCACUGCUGUCCAGGAACUGCUGCGUCUGGCUCAAGCCUACCCAGCAGGACCUCCUACCCUCGACCCUGUCAAUGACCUGCAGCUCAAGGAUGUGUCAGUGGUAGAGGGGGGGCUCCGGGCCCGGAAGCUGGAGGAGCUGAUCCGGGGGGCUCAGUGUGUGCACAGCCCCCGUUUCCCUGCCCAGUACCUGAAGUUGCGGGAGCGAAUGCAGAUACAGAAGGAGAUGGAGCGGCUGAGCUUCCUGCUGUCAGAUCAGUCACUGCUGCUGCUCCCUGAGUACCACCAGCGAGUAGAGGUGCUCCGAACCCUGGGUUAUGUAGAUGAGGCAGGCACCGUGAAGCUGGCGGGGCGGGUGGCUUGUGCCAUGAGCAGCCAUGAGCUGCUCCUCACUGAGCUCAUGUUCGACAAUGCUCUGAGCGCCCUGCGGCCCGAGGAGAUUGCAGCCCUACUCUCUGGCCUGGUCUGCCAGAGCUCUGGGGACGCUGGGGAUCAGCUCCCAAGCACUCUCAAACAGGGAGUGGAACGUGUCCGGGCUGUGGCCAAGCGGAUUGGUGAGGUCCAGGUGGCCUGUGGCCUGAACCAGACAGUGGAGGAAUUUGUGGGGGAGCUGAAUUUUGGGCUGGUCGAGGUUGUGUACGAGUGGGCCCGGGGCAUGCCCUUCUCCGAGUUGGCAGGGCUCUCAGGGACCCCUGAGGGCCUAGUGGUCCGCUGCAUCCAGCGCCUGGCUGAGAUGUGUCGCUCACUGCGAGGGGCAGCCCGUCUGGUAGGUGAGCCUGUGCUAGGUGCCAAGAUGGAGACAGCAGCUACCCUGCUACGGAGGGACAUCGUCUUUGCGGCCAGCCUCUACACUCAGUGAAUGAGCCCUGUGUAAAAAUGUAAUAAUAAAACAGCAAACCAUCUGUGUGUAC